AUGGAUGAACCAACUUCCCCCGUGAUAGUCUGUAAAGAACCAGAUUGCAAGUCCUCUUUCAAAACAGAAAAGUCGUUUCGCAACCAUGUCAACAACUAUCACCAAUUGCAAUACACCACCAGUUUCCAGGGCGACAAAGAUCUUUCCAGCUUUGAUCGUGAUGAUGAGAUAUACGAGGUUGAACACAUACCCUUGCCAACAUGCCCAUCCUAUGAUGAAUCUUUGCCACCACCUCCCGAUCCCACACGCCGUCAUUCUUUUACUGAAUCGAUUAUACACGCAUGUCAAUCCAUGGAAGCGAGUGAGGAAGAGCAAUCCAAGAAUGAAUGGAUAAUUGCAAAGAUGCAACUUGAGCCGAUAGCAUUGAUCGAAGACAACGAUUCAACCCAAAAAGCCGAAUUCAACGCGAUCACCCAUUCUUCAAACGCCAAACGCAUGGCCGGCAAGCGUUUUAUUUGUGAACCCAUCAUGCCGUCAAAAACAAAGCUACACAAAAGCCACCAUUGCUCCGAGAUUGCUACGACAACGUUGGUUCAUUUAUUGCAUUCCUCUCCUUUGCGUGCGAUAUUGAUGCAGCGUCAAUAUUUCGAGCUCAAUGAUCAAGUGUGCCAGAUGCUGAAUACCGAUUGGGAACAUGUACCGCAAAUCAAGUAUGCUUGUGCACAAGUGCUUGCUGGAUCCAUAUUGAUAAGUGAGAAAUCGGGGCACGCCGUGCUUGUCAACACUAUCGAAGCCUAUUGCCGUCGUCGCUCAGUGGAUAUACAUCGUGAAAUGUCAAAUCAAGAUGGCUCUAUUCCUCCACCAUCAUCCCAUUACGAGAACGUGUGGCCUUGUGUACUGAAUACUGCUGAUGGAGAAAAAUUGACGAUUGGGACACAGACAAUGAAUGCACUGGUGACAUCCACCAUGCGUCUCGACAUAAAAGAGGAACCAAAAGUUGGACCAACAACAUGCACCGCCAAUUUGAAAUCCAAAGCUAUCCGGGUAUUUAUCGAUCAUGGGAGUUGGGAAAAGGCGGUGAAGCUAUCCACGAAUACCACAACAAGGCAACUGGAACCAUUCAACCUCACGAACCAGCUGCGGCAAAUACGCUCUCAAUUUCACCAUCCAUCUUCUUAUUAUUUGAUCCGUGGAUCGAGUUUUUUGACAACACCAUUCUCCUGCCAACCACUUUCAGUGUUCACCUUCAGCAAUCACGAGAAUGGGAGCAACAAAGGCGACUCGCAUGACAAAGCAUCCAUCAUUGCAUCAAAAUUGUUCUCGCAUAUUGCACAUCAAGUUUUGUCAACAACCCAACCAUCACUGUCAAAAGCAUACGUGAACCAAUUGACGUCCCAAUGUGCGGCUGGAAAAGUGCGAGAGAUCAUGGAUAAAAUCGUGCUGUCUUUUGACGAUGCGGAUGAUAUGCUUAUUCUCUACAAUCACGACCUCAACAAUAAUCUCACCCAACUCGCUUUGCUUCUUUCUUCUGAUAUCGCCAAAGCCAACAAGUCAUACGUUGUGCCAAAUAUCCAAAGGCGACUAGUGUCCAUAAUUGAUAAUGAAUAA
Molecule: messenger RNA, 1548 nt
Organism: Lichtheimia ornata
Lineage: Eukaryota; Fungi; Mucoromycota; Mucoromycetes; Mucorales; Lichtheimiaceae
Exons: 2
Coding region: 1-1548 (515 amino acids)
Source: RefSeq, a predicted model, not a curated record